Drosophila erecta is the source of this 2123-nucleotide messenger RNA. RefSeq names its product trichohyalin. The coding region runs from base 342 to 1847 and encodes 501 amino acids. NCBI's taxonomy places the organism in Eukaryota, Metazoa, Arthropoda, Insecta, Diptera, Drosophilidae. The transcript has 2 exons. The record is from RefSeq and is a predicted model, not a curated record. Gene Ontology annotation, biological process: apoptotic process. Gene Ontology annotation, cellular component: keratin filament.
UUUGUUUAUUAUUGUUUAUGUUUAUAUUCUCGAAGCACACACACUCGAAAAAAACAGAGCAAGGAACGGAAACAGAAACGGAAGACAAGCUGAAGGACUAAAAGCCCAAAUCGGCAAUAACCGCGUCCAGUUCGUCCUGCAGAUUGGUGGCCCGCGAUCGCACCUGCACAAUUUGAUCCUGCAAAUUGUCGACGUUCGCCUGGAGCAGCACAUUGCACUUCUUCAUCGCCGCGAACCGGCUCUCGUGCUUCUUCACCCGCGGCUCCACAUUCGCCUUCUUCGCGGAGUUGGGCGAGUCCUGCGGGAUAUAGUACAGGAGGAAGAAGGACCAAGGGCCAAGGAUGUCGGGGCGACUCAACCAGCAGCACGCGGCGUAUGCGCAUCGCAUGGAGCAGGAGAACAACCGGGUGCAGGCCACACAGGCGGUGAACAGCUACUACACUCACUGGGGUAAGGUCACAUCGCGCUUCGAGAACUGGACCAACAAGGAGUACUACGAGAAGGCGGACCAACAGCUGCAAUCUCGUCGCGAUCUGCAGGAGAAGCAGGCGGCCCUCAAUGAGCGUCGGUCCAGACUUCGCCAGCUUUUGGCCUCAGAGAGCGAGGAGUACAACAACGAGAUGGAGCGACGUCGCCGCCCGCGGGAACCCGGUGGUGGAGACCUCCAGAUGCUUGGUCGGGUUAACCAGUCGCUCAAGGAGCAGGAGCAACUACGGCGCAAACUCGAAAUGGAGGCCAAAUUGUAUGGCCGCUGGCGUCAUGGCGUGGACGAUGAAAAGCUGCUCUACCAGUCGAAGUCGGACAACGAGGUUCUGGCCAAGCUCAACUGGUUGGACCGCCAGAUCGAGAGUCAGCAGCAGCGCGAGGAGCAGCAAGCUCUGGCCGCGGAGAGGCAGCUGCUGUUGCAGCAGGAGAUCAGUCGAACGGAGCAGGCUCAAAAGGAGCGCCAACAGAUCCAGGAGCAACAGUUGCGAGAACUGCGUGCUCUGCAGGAAUCCCACAUGUCGGAGCUUCGUCUGCGACAGCAGGAGGCCGAUAAGUUGAAGGAGGAGGAACACCACUUCCAGCUCUUCUUGGGGGAACUGGACAAGGAGCGGGAACUGCUGGAGGAGAGCAGUGCUCUGGUGCUUAAACAAGUCGAUUCCGGACACGCGUACAACCUCAAGAAGAUUAAGGUGUUCAUCCGGCAGCGUAGUGAGACCAGUCGCAAGCAGAUCUCCCUGUGCAUCAACAUGUUGCAACGCAUGUCCAAGUAUGUGGUCAAGAGGGAGGAGCUAAAGACCCUGCUGGACAAGUACCGCUCUCAGUUGGAGAACGAGGAACUAGCCUGCACCCAGAUAGAAGCCAUGUACGAGUCGGAGGCCAAGUACAACCUACAACGCUGUGAGGAGAACUGGCGGGAACAGCACUUGCAGCGCUACGGGGAGCUAAGCAAGUUCAUUGACCAGGAGAAGGAUUGCCUGGGCGCCUUGCUCCAGGAGAAUGUGAGCCAGCAGCAGUCAUUGGUGGAACUGCGCAGUCAGCAUCUUACUGGGAUCGAGCAGGCCAACAAACAGCUGGAGCAACUUAGCCAGGAGCAGGCCGAACAGGUAGCUGUACCAUCGCUAACCAAUCUCAAGGAGGUGGAAUCACGAUCUUCAGUUUCCGAGGCUUCCGUGGGGGAGAAUCUGCUGCCCAAGGUGAGCGAUUCCUUCUCCAACCUGAACCUGGAUGUGUGGAAGGAUCUGCCCCCAGCUCGCAGCGAAGUCGACAUGCAGCGCCUGAACAAAACCCGCUCCCUCAGCGUGGUCACCUCGCAGACAGCCGCUCCUCCGAAGUUCGCACGCAAGCGUGUGGCCUGGACCUAACACUUGCAACCUAUAUCAUCAUCGUCGUCGUUCCAGUUUAAAUUUCAAUGGUAUUAUUAGACAUAUUGCUAGUUUAGUCCCAGUUUAGCAAUAGUUUAACUUCUUGUGUAACCCCCCUCACACUUUACCCGCAAUCCACUUCAUUUCAAUACACUCCAGCCCGAUGAAUACCACUCCGCCCAAGCGAACACCACUCUGUGCACUUGUAGUUGAUAAGGCUGAUAUGUAGGCGCUCCCCCCGAGAUGGGGGCAAUAAAUCACUCAAUUUGUGGCCCA